Molecule: messenger RNA, 1323 nt
Organism: Carassius gibelio (silver crucian carp)
Lineage: Eukaryota; Metazoa; Chordata; Actinopteri; Cypriniformes; Cyprinidae
Gene: smim24
Product: small integral membrane protein 24
Exons: 3
Coding region: 813-1100 (95 amino acids)
Source: RefSeq, a predicted model, not a curated record
UAAAAUAAGUCCAAGACUCUUCUCCUCUGAAUACUUACACCAAUAUUUUUUAAAGCUAACACCCAAGAAUCCAUUGUGUCAACUAUGUGCACAAAGCUUGUUCUUCCUUUUCUUCUAAAAGACCUCAUGAAAUGAAGAUUAUUAAGAAAAUGGCAUAGUCUACUUACAGUACUUCUGAAACAGGAAGUUGGAAUGUAUCAAAUGGAAGAUGAAUUGAAGUCAAUUUACUAGUCAGCAGCAUGUGGUCUUAGAGGACAGGAAAUGAUCCUUCCAGAGAGAAUCUGAUUGGACAAAAAAUGUCAUCCAUCUAGUGCAAGAUGAGUCGUGGUUAUUUUUCUCUGUUUUCCCCAGAAAAGAAAGAUUGUCUUUUUGUUUAAUGUGUAUUUCUGCUCAAAGUGAAUUCUGUCAACAUUUGCGAAAGCAGUUGGAUAGAGAUCAUCUCAAAGCAAACACAGAUUGGUGUUUUUAUUUUUUAUGAUUUUUUGUUUGUUUGUUUUUGACAUACUGUUGCACUAUAUCUAUGCACAAAAUCAAUUCAAUAGACAAUUUUGUGUCUACGAGCCCUUACAUAAGUAAAAAAAAAAAAAAAAAACAGGCUUCUGUUCUGUGCCAGCUUGGAAAGUAAAUCUUUUGUCUUUACAACAUAAUAGUGGGAGAUUAUCUAACAAUCAUGAACACUUACUCUCUGAGUGACAUGCUGUGAUCUGUGACCUCUCUAAUGGAUUUUGUACUUUGGACACCAAGAAUCCUUCACAUAUUUAUAGACGACCGAGAGGAACGCAGCAGUGCAUGCCGACUCUAAAUUCAUCAUCAUGUUUCAUCUACAGAAUAUCGUUGCCUUCAUGAUAAUCUCUGCCUUCAUUUGUCAGGCUCAAGCUGGUGGUCAACGGUCAUCAGGUACAGCUAAAGUCACAUUACAGCCGUGGCUGGUGGGACUGACAGCCGUUGCUGUUUUCCUCUUUAUUGUCUUCGUCCUCCUCAUCGUGAAAAGACUCUUUUUCAAGAAAGACAAAGCUGAGCUAGAAGAAAAUCAUUCAUUUUAUGAAAACAAAGCAGCUGAUCUGGAGGCAAAUGAGGAGACCAAGCAGACCUCUUUCUAAUGAGAAGAACAGAUCAUCACAGUCCUGCGGCACACAAAUCUUUCUCUCUCUGGAAAUGAUGCCACAACUUUGUGCUGAGUCAUUCUUAUCUAAUUAUAUACUGUCUUAUGUAAUAUAUAUUUUUUAACUUAUUAAUUUUGGUCAAAGUUUUGUUUUGUUUUCAUAAGUGUUUUUCUAGUCACAGCUUUAAACUAAAGUUAAAAUAAAAAAAGGUUAAAAUAAA